Molecule: messenger RNA, 231 nt
Organism: Funneliformis mosseae
Lineage: Eukaryota; Fungi; Glomeromycota; Glomeromycetes; Glomerales; Glomeraceae
Source: the annotation of a GenBank genome assembly
AUGCCCACGACGUAUAUUUCCGUCUCAGGCAUUCCAACCCUCCAAAAUCUUACAGCAAAUGUUUUACGUAUUUUAGCUUGGAAUUCAGAUGCUGCUCUACUAAUUGAACAGCAAAAAAUCUUUGUGUCUUUCACAAUGCGACCAACGCUGUUGUCGAGCAGUAGUGUGCCACGUGUACGAAUUCGUCUAGAUCAUUAUUCAUGCUCGAAGAGAUAUAAGCGAAACUACUAA